UUGAGUGGGUUGUGAAACGAAUUGAUUGUUGGAAAUGACAGUUUCUCGUAGGAAUGCCGUUGAAAGGGCGAAACAAGUUCUUCUCGAUAGACGAAGAUUGAUUUUGAGAGCUUUAUUAGAUAUUCUAAGAAUUCCGCUAACGGAACCUGAAGAAGAGCCUUCUUUUUCAGCCAUUUUGAAUUCUAGAGAUAUUCUAGUCAAAGAAGAAGCCUUAUUUUCUAACCUCACUUCAAGAAUUUCUAGAUGGCUGAAUGUUUUAGAUAAGGAUGCUGUUAAGAAGGCUCUGGAAUCUGUGAGUUAUGAUAAUCAAGAGAGAGCUUUGAUAGAGUUGAACCGCAAUCAACUCUAUGGCUAUUUAUUUCCUGACGAGCCUUAUCUGCUUAGUUUAUGUGUUUUCCUUAUGUGUUAUACUUGCCAGUCAACCUCCGAUCAAGUUGUAGAACUUUUCAAACUGGUCCAACAAAUCCUCGAGUUUUAUUUCCAAUUACAGCAUUGGAUAAAAGAAUCUUCAUAUGGAAGCUCAGCUCAUCUCUUCUCUUGUUUUGUGAGAGAUAUCAAGAACAGCGUAUGUAGUUUGUUUUUAGCGUUAAAUGCAGCCUUGGAUCGCUCCCGAGUAGUUGAGUUGUAUGAUCCCAGAACCAAACGUAGUGACAAGAAUCUUCUAUUAUCGAAUCGAGAUUUUCUGCAACGUCUUGAAGAAAUAUUGCGAAAGAAUGUGCCUAGUGAUACGGACUUAUUUUCUCCCGAAUCUAGAGCCAUAGCUGUUCCUAGUUUUAUGAGUUGCCUAUUUCUCGUUUAUUGUAAUUCGACAUCUCAACUCGAUGAAGACUCACUAAUCGAUCUAUUAGUACAGCUAACGUGUCGAGGCCAUAUUUUUGAGUUUCUUGACAGUCAUUUAGGUGAAUUUCUAGAUGUUGGAUACGGCAGUUUAUUGGAAGAUGUAGGGUUGAUGAGAGACGGCUAUGCGGAACUUAUAUAUGAUAUCGUUGACUUGUCAAACCUUUGUUCAAUGCUGAGUAUUCGUUGUCGAGAAGCUAUCGUAAGGCUUCUGGACAGAGUUGAAAAUGGUGACGUGGAGAUGAGUUUGCAAGAAGCAAACAACAAUGCCAGUUUGAUUGCAUAUCUUAUUUCACUCACUGGAAGAGCUUGCAAAGUUUGUGAUAUCCAUUCUUAUCGAAUAUGGAAUGCCCAGUCAGGAAAUUUGGUGUCUUUUUAUGGCAAUGUUGUCGUUGAAAUUGGCGAUAUUGUAGAACGAAAUUCUGAAAUCCCAUAUGCGGGUCCCGUAUUCUUUUCAACUGUUAUUUCUUUUUUUCGUAUGCUGAAAUACUUUGCAAAAGGAGGACAUCAGAUGACUUGUUUGGUCUUGAAUUUUUUAAGUCAUUCCGGACAUCCUUUUGCUUCACUGGAACGUAUUUAUCUCACACUAAAGUACUAUUGUAAUGCUUUAAGUAAAGGGCGUGAACAAGUAACCGAAGCGGAGUCAAAGGAAUUGUUUUAUUUGUCAGAAGCAGAAGGUCUCACCCUGGCUGCCUUUAUUGACACUCUCGAUGCAUGUGCUUUGACUGAUGAACAGUUAUUGCUAACCACGUUGACGGAAAGUAAUAUUCAAGAGUUAGCAGUACUAUGUUUGCAAUUGUCUCUACUGGAGAUUCCUGCAAAGUUGAAAGCCUCGCUGAUACAUUUUAUUAACGAUAUGCGUUCGGAGAGAUUAUCAUUUCACUUAUUAGAGCAUCUUUUUGGAGGGGAUGGUAUUGGAAUUCGUCGUGAAUACAAUCAGGCUAUAGAACAUCCUGAUGCUUUAGAAGUUGUUUGUGCUAUGCUGGAUUUAGCCAAAGGUUACAUUAAUCAACUCUAUGCCGGAUCAAGGACAUUGGAAGGAGCAGGAAUUUCUAUUUUGAAGAACAUUGGACAUAUCACUAUCCGAACUAUCAUUUCAAACUGGAAAAAGAUGGAAUAUUUGUCUGCCUUACAUAAGUGGCAACUUGCUUUCAAUGCUUCUAGCUUGAUUGCUUUGUUGCUAGCACACAAUAGUUUGGCAGAUUCGCAAUAUUUCUCUGUCAUAUACCAAAUUUAUACGGAUAUUUGUCAUACGGACAAUAUUUUAUCCGUUGCUAGUAAUUGUUUUCAUAAUGUUAUCUUAAUGAUGUCCGCAGAUGGAGAAGGAGAAGCAGCACUUAUCAAUGCACUCGAUAGUGGACAUCUUGAACUAUUACAAUUCAUAUGCAAAAGCAUUUGUUGUAGUUGCAUCGUCGUCCAGCGCUUGACAGAGCUAUUCAAAAGUCAUCGACUAGGCUUUUUACCUUCUUCUGUUGGCUCCCUCUCUGAUCUCAUCUCUUCCGAAUCGACAUAUCUUUCGUCGUUACUUUCGUUCAUUGGUUUAGGUUCAUUUCCAUUUUCAUUGGUGGUAUACGCAUCAGCAGAUACCCUUUGUUCAUGUGCUGCCUGCUCAAAUACUUUUAUUCAUACAUGUUUGAGUUCUACACUUCGACAAAAGACGAGAUCAACCUUAUGUCAAAGCAUUUUAGAUUCGGUGGUUGAGGCACCGUUAUGGGAACCAUUACAUUUUGAUGUAAACUUGCAGAAGUUUUUGAGAAGAGACAAAGUGUUAGAGUCUCUAUUGUAUUUUGUAUUUUGUUCGUUAGGAACAAGUUUCGAUGAAGAAGCAGGUUUAUACUUGUUAGGUUUUGAAAACAUCGAAUCAAUUGGAGAAGGAAUAUUCUCUGCAGUUGUAAAAGUUGUCUCUGUAUUAGCUGAGAGCCAAAGCUUAUCUGACAAGAACUUGGCUGUGUCCUUGUCGUUUUUGUCCUUGAUUUGCAGUAGACAAACGACAAGUUUAUUUGCGUUUCGCUAUAUUGGUCUUCACAAAAUGGAAAUAUUAACUCAAUUACUGACAUGUUACGGACUUCAGUCGAAGGAAAAUCUCAUCUCUCAUGUUGUAGAUCCUUCGCUAUUUUGCCAAUCAUUCUCAUCUUCAUUGCGGCUCAUUGCGUUGUGUUAUUUUGAAUAUUCAUAUCGAAAUGCAAAUGAAGGAAUUCACAUAGCAGAGUUGGAAGUAUCAUCCCAUAUAUCGGAACUUUUUUCUAGUUUGACUCUAAUAGUUACCUCGUUUGACACAAUUCAUUCUGAACAACUCGAAAAUUUGUUUUCAAGCUGGUAUCAGUUGUUGCUUGCUGCCACGUGUCGUUCGGAUUCCAAGAAACAGGCAAAUACGGAAGAAAUGCUUUCCUCGUGGAUUUUGCAGUUGCUGAAUUUCGUCGAUUUCUUAAUGUCAAGCAAAGAACAACCAACAACGAAGACUUUUUUAUCGGACAAUAGUAUUCAUGCGACAGUUCUUCUUCUAUUGCGGAAACUUCAUGACCUUUCUAUCCCUCGAUUGAGUAUGUUCUAUGCCCAUAAUAUAUUUGUUUUGGCUACCAAGACUUUGAUUUUGUGGAUGCUCAAGCUGAAGGAAUCCUCAACAACAAGUCUUUCGUUAUGGACAAGUCUUACUACAGUAUUCCAGUACUUGACAGAAUAUAUGACAUAUGACACAAAUCAGCCCGGCGAAAAGGUUGCAGAUGCUAAGCAAAUAUUUAACAUUUUAAGUCAACAUGCGUUCCAUUCUCGAAAGACUACUAUCGAAUGGAUCAUCGAUAUCUUCAUUUCGGAAGCAAGGCAUCAUCUCUCACUAUCCAAACUGGCAGUUAGUUCGUCAAUGCUAUCCGUCAUUAUUCAGUAUACAGUAUUUCAUCGACUGAUGCUUGGAGAGUUUGGUUUAGAUAUUCAUCAGUUGUUGCGAGCAAAUGGAAGGCUGCGACAGUUAUUUUACAACAUUUUUUCUAGUGGCCAUUUUCAGCGGAGUAUUUAUCGAAGCAUUGCGGUUCAGUUGAGGAGUAACGAGGAUAAUUUGUUAUCAUCUGAUUCUCUUGUUCGAUAUGCACGUGCAGAUGACUCGAAUACGGAAAAUGAGCAAGAGAGUUUUAUUGCUCUUCCAUUGUUGGAUAGUCUGUUGUGUUUGAUAAAAUCUAUGGCUUCGUUGGAAGAUGUGGGUGUCCUGACAGAGUGCCAGUUUACGAAUUCGCUAAUUCCGUUUAUGGAGUUUGUUGCCGAUGGAGGAAGUUUUGUUCAUCAAAUGAAUGUUAGACUUGAGUCAUCGUCCAAUUUGCUUUCUAGUGGUCUUCGCAAUGACGAGUUGCUUAUUCACUCUGGUCUACUAGCUCCUGUAGAAACAAGUAUUCAUAUAAUAUCGUCUUUGAUACAAACUGCGAGUUCCAUUCUUUGUAAUACUUUGAAAGAGACGCCUCCGAAAUCUUUGUUGGAUUUAUGUCUCUCCUGUCUGGAUGCGAUGGAGACUCCCUUGAGACAAAUAGUGAGAAGUCCUGGUUUUGUUAUUUUUAUUAGCAAUCUAAGGUUGGUCCAUUCACUGGGUCAGCUACUAGUUCUGAUUGCACCUUUUGCUGCCUCAUCUCCUAUUAUCUCAUCGAUUACGAAGCUAUGCUUUGAAGCAAUUUUUCGAGUUUGUCAAGACAGAGAUGUAUUUCAGCUGGAAAAAAGUGUUUCCUUACAUAUUGAAGGCUCCUAUGUCCCACGCAUUCAACCAACAGACUUGAUUCAACUCUCGAGAAAUAAUGUUUUUCAUCCGGAAAACGGUUCUCUGUUGGAACGAGAUUACCUUUAUGUCCGUUGCCAGUGUCGACGAAUAUAUUUGUUUUUAUUACACUUGCUUCCAAGUUUGUGGAAGAAUUUUUCGUUGAACUCAAAACCUGAUUCUGUGGAUGGCUUAAAGACUAGAGGCAACGUAGUCUCGUCAUUAAGUGAGAUAUGUGGAUGUGUAUUUGCUGCUUAUACAGAAAUGAAGUUUUUUGACGAAGAAGCGGAUAAGAUGGAGUUGUAUUCUCGGGAUACUUCGAAAACCAAAUUAUUCGUUGAUUUUACAAAGGAAGAAUAUGCAACUAAUAUUCAAGAGCCUUCUUUCGUGUUAUCCGCAAUCAAGAAAGAUUCCACAAAUGCUCGAAGUCUGGCAACUGUCUGUUUUUAUGCUCUUGAGAAUGGCCUGUUAGUGAUUGACAGAAUUCUGACCAUGUGCAAAGAUCAGUUAUAUGGUGAACCUAACACUCAGAUUGCUGCGUUUAGUUUUGGACACAAAUAUUCAGCUGUGCAACUGGAGAGAAUAUUGAAAGAUGCUCGUGAUGUUAUUUUACCAUUUUGUCAAAAGUUGGAAUGUGCUCCUCGUGGUCUCUGGAAGAAUCGAGACGCAUCCUUCACACAAGCAGUCUGUCGUCAUAUCCGUAUUGUUCUGCACGUGAAUUGAACAAAUGGACUGAUAAACUAUUCAUACU
Galdieria sulphuraria is the source of this 5318-nucleotide messenger RNA. RefSeq lists its product as uncharacterized. NCBI's taxonomy places the organism in Eukaryota, Rhodophyta, Bangiophyceae, Galdieriales, Galdieriaceae. The transcript is spliced from 9 exons. Bases 35 to 5290 code for a protein of 1751 amino acids. The record is from RefSeq and is a predicted model, not a curated record.